Messenger RNA from Ricinus communis (castor bean), 2097 nucleotides. RefSeq names its product F-box protein At2g27310. The transcript has a single exon. Gene Ontology annotation, molecular function: protein binding. NCBI's taxonomy places the organism in Eukaryota, Viridiplantae, Streptophyta, Magnoliopsida, Malpighiales, Euphorbiaceae. The record is from RefSeq and is a predicted model, not a curated record. The coding region runs from base 426 to 1421 and encodes 331 amino acids.
CCGGUGAGCGGUUGCUUCAUAAGUUAGUCCAUUUUUCUUUCAAUUGGUUGUUUCUUUCUUUCUUGGAUAUAUUUAUCCUCCACGUGGCAGGUAGUCAAGGUGGUGGCUUACAGAAGCUGCCACGUUGCCCAGCAGCACGAGAAACGGAAGGAGGUAGCUCCGGCCACCGGGAUUACAGGUAACUUUAUAGUUUUAAAAAGUAAAAGUGUCUUACUUUUCUUUUCUUCUGAAAAUGUGUAUAAGAAACCGGCUUUUGCAUCUUCAGUUUCACGAUAAACACACACCCAUUUCUCCUUUCUUUAUCCCUACACAACUCCCACCCAUAGACACAAAUCCAUUUCUUCUUCCAUUACUCUCUUAAAUAUAACUCUCCAGAAAAAAAAAAAAAAGAAAAAACCUUCAAAUAUAAUCAUCAUCGUCAUUUAAUGGCUCUUGCUACACCCCCAUCAUCCUUAACUAUCCAUCAACAUGAAGUUGGAACCAUCUCCGCCGUCUAUCAUGACAUCUUUCGGACUCACAUCCUCACCCGCCUCGACGGCCCUGCCUUGGCUUCUCUCUCCUGCACUUCCUCCGAGUUGUACACCCUCUGCACUGAAGAUAAACUCUGGCAAAAUAUUUGCAAGUCUAUUUGGCCAUCCAUUAAUACCCCACUUAUCAGGAGUGUUAUUUCUACCUUCCCUUCUGGUCACCGCUCAUUUUUCUCUAAUUCAUAUCCUCUGCUCCAUCACCACCGCCACAGCUUCACCAAUCUUGCGCCAGCAACCGAGGAAUUGAUCUCAGCUGUUGAUGUUUACUACAAAAGCGUUGCUGUCUUUUCUGAGGUUGAGACCACCGAGACUGUGACCGGGUGUUUCUCGUGCUCUCCAUUCAGGGUGGACAUACUUCACUCAGAGGAAUUUGUGCCUACAUGGGUACAGCAUGUGGGUGAAAAAGACUCGUGGCUUAAGCAACUUGAAGAGAAUGUAACUCUAAGCUGGAUCUUGAUCGACCCGAAACAAAAAAGGGCCAUGAACCUGUCGAGUAAGAGGGCAGUUUCAGUGCAGAGGCACUGGCUAACAGGGGAAGUGCUUGUCAAAUUUGCUACCAUCCUGGCAGGGAUUAAGGGGUCGGAGAAGGAGUACGUGGAGUGUGAGAUGGUGGUGACGUGCGGGGGGAAGGAAGGAGAGGAGGUUCGUGUGAGGGAUGUGAGCAUGAGGAUGGAUGAUAUGGAGGGAAGGUCAUUGACAGGGAAAGAUAGUCUGGUUAUUUUGAACGGAGCAAUGGAAAGAGGAGAGAGGAGGAAAGGGGAAGAUGGGAAAGAGAGGUAUAAGGAUUUUUUAGGGAGGAAAAGAGAGAUGAUAAAGAGGAAACAGAAUCAGAGAAGAGGGAGUGUUCUGGAUUGGAUUUGCAAUGCUACUGGAGUAACUUAUUUUAUGGCAUAGAUAGGAACAAAUGUUUGAUCAAUUUGUUUAUUCAUAAAUUAUAUAAAAUACUCAUAUUUGCAUGUAGAAAGAAUUUGUGGGGCUGCUGGCUGGUACGAUGAUGAUCCGAUUUUCUUUUAUUAAUUUGUUAUAAAAGGAUUUCAAUAAAACAGAAAACUCCCUUAUGUACUUAUUGCCCCAGGCAGGCAGGUAUUUCAAGGAUAGACACUUUGAUCUCUAGUAUUUGAUAAUGAAAUUCUGUAUUUCAGUGAAUGAUAACUCGACAAGCAAUUCUGUACUCCUUCUCCGACCCCUUAAUCCCUGCCAGGAUGGUAGCAAACUUGACAAGCUCUUCUCCUCUCACAACUUCUUGAAAGCUGGGUUAGAAUCAGAAUCUUUGCUAGAAAAGUCAGCCACCUCAUAAAAGUGGGCCUUCUGUGUUUGGGCUGAAAAAGAAAAGCAGAAAUCGAAAUGGGUUAUUGCUUUCGGAGAUGAGGCUUUGACAGGUUAGUGUUAUUUCAGCAACAAAUAUUUACUAACCAAAACUCAUACAUAGAGAAAGGAAUUCCAUUUGCUGUGUUGUAGUAGUUUUGGUUUCAUGCUCAUCUGUUCGUCUUCUUCUUCUUUCAUGUGACCAAAGAAUUUGGUUUCUUUGUGCAUGUCAAUUUGCUUUAGUGGUAUUCGUUGGGUUCUGCCA